CGGGUAGUCCAUUGCAGCCGUGGGUGAGUAAGAGGAACUAACCCAAGCAGUAACGAGCUAGUCGCGUGUGCUUGAAGACGUGAAGUGAGUGUCGGUGGAAUAACAAUGCUGCCAUAUAUGCCAUUCGUGAACGAGUAUUGGCCAUUCAUUGUAGCGGGCGUACUUUGCUACCUGGGGGCCAGGUUCGCGUAUAACAGUGCAGUGUCAUGGAACCCGAAACCCAGAGGGGCACAAAGCCACAAGACCCCCGACGAAGCAGAGGUUGCAGAUGAGGAAGAAUAUGAUGAAGACGAUGGUCAGAAUCUAGACCUUACAAGUGCAUUGCCAUGGGAUCUGGAGCAUGUGCCCCUUGAAUUUAAACGCUUGCCUGUGGAAGAAACAAUCCGGCGCUCUAUGGAAUUCUAUAACUUUAUGAGCACUCGACGUACAGUCCGGUUUUUCAGCUCUGAUCCCGUUCCAGCUGAUGUAAUCCGCAACAUUAUCAGGGUUGCUGGUACAGCCCCCAGUGGGGCCCAUACAGAACCAUGGACAUAUGUUGUAAUAUCUGACCCUGAGGUGAAGAAGAAAGUAAGGGAAACUGUUGAAGAAGAAGAAUACACAAACUACAUUAAGAGAAUGGGUGACCAGUGGACCACAGAUUUGAAGCCUCUAAAGACAUCCUGGGUCAAGGAAUACCUAACAGAUGCUCCGUACCUAAUCCUCGUAUUUAAACAGUUGUACAGUUAUAAGGAAGAUGGAACUAAACGCAUCCACUACUACAAUGAGAUGAGCGUUUCCCUGGCUUCAGGCAUCCUUAUUGCAGCCAUACAUUAUGCUGGGUUGGUAUCCUUGACCAGCACUCCACUUAAUUGUGGGCCUGCUCUGCGAACUCUGGUUGGAAGGCCCGUAUCCGAGAAACUCACGCUGCUACUGCCAGUGGGCUACCCAGCUAAUGACGCUACGGUACCAGACCUCAAACGGAAACCACUCGAAGACAUUUUGGUGGAAAUAUGAUUUCAGGCUGUGAGAAACAGACAACAGCUUCAACAAUUUUACAUCACACUUUGGUGACCUCAAUCACAAAUUGCCAGAAAUACUUUUUUUUAAUCCCAGUAUUUUCAUUAAAGACUUAAACUUCCAUAAUGAAAUAAUAAUUUAGAUCACAAUGCAACAGCAGGAAACACUUUGGUAUAACUAGUAGUGCACUACCAGAAAACUAAAUUUGGAGAAAUGUUUCAAUAUACAACACAACAGUGGCAUGAUAAAUAUCUUAGCAAUGUGGUGCAAUUGUUGGAGGGACCUAACAAUAUUACAUUUCUGUACAAUGUAACUUUAGACCAGGAUUCACCUACCACAGCUGUGCAAAGAAGGUAGCAACAGAGGUCCGUAAGCUGCAUUCCACAAAACUUUUCAUUAGGGACAUUUAAAAGACUAAAAGCAGUAAACAUAAGAUUUAUAUAACCUUCACUGCUGUUAGAAGUGAAAACAAUCAAAAAACAGAUAUCAGAUAAAGAUUAAAUGUUCCAAAAAUCAGUAAAACUGCAGGGCACCAAAAUAAUAAUUUCAACAAAGAAUAAACACAAACAAAGCUGGUACUGCAAUAUAAACAUUUGAGCAGAAAUAUCCUGGAAUGAUCAGCUAUACCUAAAGGUUUUAGAAGUAAACAUUGAAGCCUAAUCUGGCAUACCUGACGAUGCUGGCGGCAAAACUGUAGAUAUGUUAAAACCAGAUAAGAUAAAUAGGUAAGUAAAUAUAAGUGUUAAAAUAGAGCAACAACACAAACUGGUUAAAUGCAUAUAGGUGAAGUAAAAUAAGAACCUUUAUAGAUCAUUAUGCAGCAGAAGUGACAACAAUUCUGACUGCACUUGGAAUAACCAGGAAUCUGGCCUCAGCUGUUAACAAACAUACAUGUAAAUUAUCAGUUUUUAUUUCAUCAUUUUACUCUACAUUUACACAAAUCCUAACAUAACGGACCAAGAUUUGGGACGAACCAGUUGUUCAAACAGCACCGUUCACAAGAGAUAUUUAAUGAUAUUAUUGCACUUAAUGGUUAUCAAAUGCUUCAAUGACUCAUACAAAUCAUUACUAAAAAGUAAUGUGUUCUGGGUACCAACUGCCCAUACUAUAAUUAUUUCUGGCAUUGUAUGUGAUUACAGCAGCGCUGCUACCCGGAAUUCUAGAAAAAUGCCUUUAAUUUGAUCAGUGCCGCAUCUUCAGUAUUUGAAACUAGAGCUGUCAAGAUCAAUUAAUUUUAUAAUCAAAAUUUGUUUCUGCUAAUUAUUUAGUAGACAUUAUAUUAUUCCACUUAUUUCUGAAAUUCCAAAAGCAAAAUGUUGGCCUCAGAUAUCACAAAAAUUUGCUGUAUUGUUUAUUCAUGACAUAAAUCUACUGAAGCCAUGGUCACAAAACUGAAUCUUGGGCUGAUUCCCCACUGUUACCAGACAACACCAUCAAAGGUACAUCAGCAUUAAAAUAAUGUACAGAACUUAAAUAAAUAAUAAUAAACUGCUUUUUUCAGUUUUUAAUUUUCUUUCAUCCUUUUAUUUACUACUAAUGCAACAAACUAGGCAAUGUAGGACAAUUGUCAUUUGUUGAAAGAAGAGUGUGGGCCUCAUUGCCCUGGUCCCAUAACUGGUAACACUGCAUUUUACCUCAAUCUUGUGGUGUGGCCAUGGCUACGUAAUUUAUUAAAAUUCUGUAUUUUAAAAUCUUAUAACUUAUGUUGAUGCAAGAAACCAUUCACUUGUCUCUCUCAUCUAUUUUGAAAACAUGCUGAACAAAUUUUGUCCAAGUUCAGACUUUAUAUCAUAUGUCCAUUACUUACUUCCAAAUAAAUUAGUUGGCAUUU
Molecule: messenger RNA, 2827 nt
Organism: Zootermopsis nevadensis
Lineage: Eukaryota; Metazoa; Arthropoda; Insecta; Blattodea; Termopsidae
Gene: Iyd
Product: Iodotyrosine deiodinase
Cellular component (GO): plasma membrane
Molecular function (GO): oxidoreductase activity
Source: RefSeq, a predicted model, not a curated record